This is a messenger RNA of Aspergillus chevalieri, 1467 nucleotides long. RefSeq names its product chitin deacetylase CDA6. Gene Ontology annotation, biological process: carbohydrate metabolic process. Gene Ontology annotation, molecular function: chitin binding; hydrolase activity, acting on carbon-nitrogen (but not peptide) bonds. Lineage: Eukaryota; Fungi; Ascomycota; Eurotiomycetes; Eurotiales; Aspergillaceae. The transcript has 2 exons. The coding region runs from base 1 to 1467 and encodes 488 amino acids. The record is from RefSeq and is a predicted model, not a curated record.
AUGCACCUGCGUGACGUCCUUGCAUUUUCGACCCUCGCCCUGGCAGCGUCUGUGUCUGCUCGCAGCAUUCCACAGCCACCCAAGGACAACUCUCCCAUUGUCUCUGCUACUGUGGACAUCGGUGGCCAAGGCAGCGAGCUGCGGACGGAGAACUUCGAGAAUCGGUGUGGUCCUAAGUACGGCAAGUGUGGAAAGGGCAAGUGUUGCUCCACUGCCGGCUACUGUGGAUCGAGCAAGGCUCACUGCCGCUCUCCGGACUGCCAGAUCGACUUUGGUCACUGCGAUGCCCUUUCCUCUCCCGAGGGUCCGUCCACUGAGAAGAUUCGCAGACCGAAGGUUGGCACCGUGCCCUAUGGACCGAACGUCAUCCGCUCAUGUGUCGUCCCGGGUACCGUUGCUUUGACGUUCGACGAUGGCCCUAGGGAAUACACCGAAGAACUUCUCGAUCUGCUAGAGAAGUACAACGCCAAGGCGACCUUCUUCAUUACUGGCAAUAACGGUGGCAAGGGACCUAUCGAUGACUUCGACAUGCCCUGGAGCACGUUGAUUAGACGCAUGCGGCUCGAAGGUCAUCAAAUUGCCAGCCACACCUGGUCUCAUCAGGAUCUCAGCAAGAUCUCGCACGACCAGCGCAAAGACCAGCUCUUGAAGAACGAGAUGGCUCUCCGUAACAUUCUCGGCAGCUUCCCGACUUACAUGCGUCCUCCAUACUCGAGCUGCCUUCCCGAGUCCGGCUGUCUUGAUGACCUGGGUAAGCUCGGAUACCAUGUUGUCUUGUACGAUCUCGACACGAGCGACUACGCCCACGACAGUCGCGAAGCCAUCCAGGUCUCCAAGGACAUCUUCAACAGGGCCCUGGAUCCAUGGAAGGCCACCGACAAAUCCUGGUUGGUCAUCGCUCACGACGUCCAUGAGCAAACCGUCCACAACCUCACGGAGCAUAUGUUGCGCAAAAUCCGGGACCGUGGCUAUCAUGCGGUGACUGUCGGCCAGUGUCUCAAUGACCCCGAGGAGUACUGGUACCGUGAAGACUCCCACGGCCCUCUUCACGUUGACAAACAGAGCAAAGGGAGCCGUAAGAAGGAUAACAAGUCCAAGUCCUCAACCUUCAAGGCCAUUACUCUGGACGGCACCUGCGGCGUGAAUGUCACAUGCGUUGGCUCUGCGUUCGGUCCCUGCUGUAGUAGUGCUGGUUAUUGCGGCAACUCUACGGCGCACUGCGGUACAGGUUGCCAGCCUGACUUUGGCCGUUGUUUCUGGCCUGGUUCCGACAAGCUUCUUCCCAACGGUACCACCAUCGGAAUCCCGGCUAAGCCUAAGGAUACGGCAGCUGGAUGGUUACCGAUAGACAAGGACAAGGAUGCUGCAAAGAAACCAGUGAAGUCGGAAGCCGGCUCUCUUCUCAAGACGGGCACUUCUGUCACGACAUUGGCUUUGCUUACUUCCGCAGCGGUUCUUUUGAGCUGA